AGGAGGAAGAGGAGGAACACAAGGGGCAGCAGUCUAGUACCUGCAGCUGGGCAAAGGUUGAUCUGUCCUCUACCUGGCUGCCUCUCUCCAGUUGAUGCCACCCAGCACUCUCAGCCCAAACGAAAAUAGGAGAUGAGUAACAAAGAAAAAUCUGUUGUGAUUAAUGGUGCAGCAGACAUGAACGCAGAUUCUGAAAGCAUCUCAUCCCAAGGAGUGGAACCCACAGCAGGAGCCGGGGUGAAGAGCGACUCCUCUGUCAUCCUGAAUGGAAACGUUCCCACCGCUGACCCCCACACAGCAGCCAGGGCCUCAGAGGACCAGGAGCCGGAGCAUCCAGCUGAGCCCAGCACACCCGCCCCCGAAGCACCAGAUGCAGAAGAGCUCAGGGAGGUUCCUCUCACCGCAGCCAGCUUGGCCACGACCCUCAGCCCGGCCGAGCAGCUGUGGAGCACCAGGAGGGACCAGGCGGUCAAGCUGAGGAUGGAGGGCUCGGGUCCCGGCUCAGAGGCCCCCAUCACCAUCCACCAGAUGUUCCUGGAGACCGUGGAGAGGUUUGGAGACCAUCCGGCUCUGGUGUUUAAGAAAGACGGGCAGCAGGCGUCCAUGACCUGGAGGCAGUACUACGAGCAGUGCCGUGCCGCUGCCAAAAGUUUUCUUCAGUUGGGGUUGGAGCGCUACCAUGGUGUGGCGAUCCUGGGAUUUAACUCCCCUGAGUGGUUCAUCUCAGACUUGGGCAGCAUCUUCGCCGGGGGUCUUGCUACCGGCAUUUACACCACCAACUCACCCGAGGCCUGUCAGUACGUCGCUGCCAACUGUGAGGCCAACGUGGUGGUGGUGGAGAACCAGAAGCAGCUCGACAAGAUCCUGCAGGUGAAAGACCAGCUUCCUCACCUGAAAGCUAUAGUUCAGUACAGAGGCGAGCCGCAGCAGAAAGCACCGUACCUGUAUUCAUGGGAGGAAUUCAUGAAGCUGGGGGAGGACGUUCCCGACGAGCAGCUGGACGCUGUGAUCGACAGCCUGCGGGCCAACGAGUGCUGCACGCUCAUCUACACGUCCGGCACCACCGGCAACCCCAAAGGGGUCAUGCUGAGCCACGACAAUAUGACAUGGACGGCCCGUACGGCGUCGGUGGUCAUCAAAGCGAAGGGCGGCGUGGAGGUCUUGGUCAGUUACCUGCCGCUCAGCCACGUAGCUGCUCAGCUGAUUGACAUAUUUGUCUGCAUGAGUUUUGCGGGAACCACCGUCUUCGCAGAGCCGGACGCCCUCAAGGGUUCCUUAGUAAACACACUGAAAGAGGCUCGUCCCACCCUUUUCCUGGGGGUUCCUCGGGUGUGGGAGAAGAUGCAGGAGAGGAUGAAGACCGUCGGGGCCAAGGCUUCCCCGCUGAGGAAGAGGGUGGCGGACUGGGCCAAGUCCAUCGGCCUGCAGUACAACCAAAGUGCCAUGACUGGAGAGAACGCGGUGCCGUGGGGCUUCAUGCUGGCCAACAAUCUGGUCUUCAAGAAGGUGCGUGAAGCUCUGGGCCUGGACCGCUGCCGGGUCUGCCUGUCCGGAGCCGCCCCCAUCACGAAGGACACCCUGGAGUACUUCAUGAGCCUCAAUAUUCCCGUCAUGGAGGUGUACGGCAUGAGCGAAAGCUCGGGCCCGCACACCGUCGCCGUCUCUAUAAAUGAUUACCGCCUCACAAGCUGUGGGAAAGUGAUGCCGGGCUGCAAGACGAACCUGGAGAAUCCCGACGCGGACGGCAAUGGAGAGAUCUGUUUCUGGGGGCGAAACGUCUUCAUGGGCUACCUGAACAUGCCCGAUAAACUGGCUGACGCUGUGGACGAGAACGGCUGGCUGCACUCUGGAGACCUGGGCAGGAACGACGAGCGUGACUUCCUGUACAUCACAGGAAGGAUCAAAGAGCUGAUCAUCACUGCUGGAGGUGAGAACAUCCCCCCUGUGCCCAUCGAGGAUGCGCUGAAGGCCGAGGUGCCCAUCAUCAGCAACGCCAUGCUGCUGGGAGACAAGCUCAAGUUCCUCUCCAUGAUGCUCACACUCAAGUGCAACAUGGACGACAACGGCGAGCCCACCGACGAGCUGAGCCCCGAAGCGCUGGACUUCUGCCAGCAGCACGGCGUCAAGGCCACCAAGGUGUCCGAGGUCCUCGCCAACAAGGAGCCGGCCAUUUACAAAGCCAUCCAGGAGGGCGUGGACCGGGUCAACGCCAGGGCCACGUCCAACGCACAGAAGGUCCAGAAGUGGGUGGUCCUGGAGCGAGACUUCUCCCUGCCAGGAGGAGAACUGGGACCCACCAUGAAGCUGAGGCGGCCCAUCGUCGUCAAGAUGUACCAGGACAAAAUAAACGAACUGUAUGCAGUGGCUGCAGAGAAACAGUAGACUGAGCUGCACAGAAAUCAGAGAAACGUGGUCAACCGGACACCAGAGCUGAGAGAGAAGUUCAAACACUAACGAGAUUUAAGACACACAACAACUUGAUUCUGAUGUAUUUAUUUUUAAGAAGAUGCAGGUUAGUGUUUUAUAUGACAUGGGACAUUUUGGAUAUUAAAUAUAUCAUACUGUUUCACAGCAGUGUAAAUAAUACACCUGAAUCGCAGCCAAAUCUUGUCACGGCACACGCAGGUUGGAAAGCACAUGAACAGUGUCUGUAGAAGAUUUCCCAUGCUUGUUCUGCAGUAAGGCUAAAAACCACAGCUCACCGUGGUCUCAAUAAUGUCUGAUCACAUGUGUUGUUGUGUUUCUGCAGUAGCAGUUUGCAUUUUAAGAUUUUACAGACUGUCGGCUUCCAGCGUCGGGCCGUCUGGCAAAAAUACUGCGGCUGAAUGAGUGUUUUUAAAAUAUGAGAAGGAAUGAUCCAUUCACGGUAAUCUGCUUAUGGAAAAAUGUUUAUCUGAAUGUGUCGUUCUCCAUGUACAGUUUGACACAAAUGGAAGUAUUUAUUUUGUGAUAGAGAUUUAUUGAUUGUGAAUAAAGUAAAUAAUUUGAUCAAAUUUA
Salarias fasciatus (jewelled blenny) is the source of this 2997-nucleotide messenger RNA. Its product is annotated as long-chain-fatty-acid--CoA ligase ACSBG2-like. The record is from RefSeq and is a predicted model, not a curated record. NCBI's taxonomy places the organism in Eukaryota, Metazoa, Chordata, Actinopteri, Blenniiformes, Blenniidae. Gene Ontology annotation, molecular function: long-chain fatty acid-CoA ligase activity. Gene Ontology annotation, cellular component: membrane; endoplasmic reticulum. The coding region runs from base 133 to 2382 and encodes 749 amino acids. The transcript has 15 exons.